CUUGUAUUUCCAUAAAAAGCAGCUCCACAUUCAUAUCAGAACCCUUAUAUAUAAACACCCUGAUAAUGUUUUGUUCCCACUGGCUCUACUGUCCUCCUUCCUGGCUUUCUUUUUCAUCGUAGGCUGUUAAAAAAAGAACCUGCCAAUAUGUCUCACGACAAGAAGAUGAGUUCAAGCCGCAGGCACCACCUGAAGAGUUUAAUUUUGUCAGUGGCUGCAACCUGGCUUGAGAAAGAGAAAAAGGAAGUAAUUGAAGCUAAGGAGGCGUACAUGGCUGAGAAAUGUCCUCCACCAAAUCUUAGUGGAGACCAGGCUACCCUCAUGGAAACCUGCAAAAAGUUACAUGCUCUCAUUGACAAAAUUGAUGAGGAGAGAUAUGACUUGGAGGCUAAAGUUGGCAAAGCUGAUAAAGAGAUUGAAGAUCUAAAGAUUAAAGUUGUGGACCUGGCUGGAGUAAAGAAACCUGCCCUGAAGAAAGUGCGUAUGUCUGCCGAUGCUAUGCUAAAGGCUCUGCUGGGCUCCAAACACACGGUUAAUCUAGACCUGAGGGCCAACCUGAAGCAGGUCAAGAAGGAGACCAAGGAGGAGCCCACAGACGCCGUUGGAGACUGGCGUAAGAACAUUGAGGACAAAGCUGACAGAAAGAAGAUGUUUGAAACUUCUUAAAGAACUGAACUCUACUCUCCAGUUGCUCUGGGCGGUUCACACCUUUUUGAAAUGUCCAUCAUUUUGAAUUGAAUCAUCUUUUGUUUAAAAAAAGUGUGUGUCAGCCUGUUUUUGUUAUUGUACAUUUGUUUAAUGCAGAAAUAACAUUAGCUCAGAAGGUAGAGCAGUUGACCUGUUGUAUGGUUGGUCAUUGAAAUCUCCAACUUUUCCAGUCAAAAAAUUUCACUGUCCAAGAUACUGAUCCCAACAAUGUCCUGCUUAAAUAUGUUCUUCAAAUAUCAAUCGCAGAUAAAUGAAUAAAUAGAAAGCAAGGGUUUAGAUUGGUGUAGGUGCCUUUGUUUUACAUUUGUAAACAUCUUUUCACUUAUGCAGCACCAACUGUCUCCCCUCAAUUCUAAUUUUCAUUUUUUUAAACUCACUGCUCCCAGUCCUGUCUAAAUUUAUUCUAAAUCAGAAUCAAAAAUGUUUAAUUAAUCCAAAGUUAAACAUUGUUGUAACUCUCAAUGGCAUUUCUUUAACGGGUUACUGUAGGUUUCAAUGGCUGUAGGCAGGAAGAGUCUACUGUAGUUCACGGUCUAGGAACCUCUGACUGAAGACAAUAUUGUUUUAUUUCCCUGAUGUUCUUUAAUAAAUAAUAAAUUAUCCCUCGUAAAA
Messenger RNA from Cyprinodon tularosa, 1320 nucleotides. RefSeq names its product troponin I, fast skeletal muscle-like. NCBI's taxonomy places the organism in Eukaryota, Metazoa, Chordata, Actinopteri, Cyprinodontiformes, Cyprinodontidae. Gene Ontology annotation, cellular component: troponin complex. Gene Ontology annotation, biological process: muscle contraction. The transcript has 7 exons. Bases 148 to 666 code for a protein of 172 amino acids. The record is from RefSeq and is a predicted model, not a curated record.